Messenger RNA from Closterium sp. Naga37s-1, 1668 nucleotides. NCBI's taxonomy places the organism in Eukaryota, Viridiplantae, Streptophyta, Zygnematophyceae, Desmidiales, Closteriaceae. The record is from the annotation of a GenBank genome assembly.
AAAGGACCGGAGCACGGAGGGCAGAGGGAUGGGAGGGAUGAUGAGCGCGGGGAGGAGGGGGGGAAGAAAGAAUCGGAGCAUGGAGGGCAGAGGAAUGGGAGGGAUGUUGAGAGUGAGGAGGAGGGGAGGGAGAAGGAAUCGGAGCAAGGAGGGCCGAGGGAUGGGAGGGAUGUUGAGAGUGAGGAGGAGGGGAGGGAGAAGGAAUCGGAGCAAGGAGGGCAGAGGGAUGGGAGGGAUGCUAAGAGUGAGGAGGAGGGGAGGGAGAAGGAAUUGGAGCAUGGGGGGAAGAGGGAUGGGAGGGAUGUUGAGAGUGAGGAGAAAAGGAGGGAGAAGGAAUCGGAGCAUGGAGGGCAGAGGGAUGGGAGGGAUCAUGGGGGUGGGGAGAAGGGGAGGGAGGGAAAAAACGCGCUGCAUGGGAGAAACGGGGUGGGGGGGGAUAGCAGCAGGCGUUGGGAGCGGGAGCUAAAAGGAGGUGAGGGGGAGAAGGAAAGGGGCAGUGAUUUUCAGUGGGAUUAUGAGGGAAGGGAGGAUGCAUGGAGUGGCGGUGCAGAGAAGGAGAAUGUGGGGAUUGAGCGUGUGAGGAGUGGGGAUGGGGCGAGUGAGAGGGGGCUGUUGGGGGGCUACAGACGCCGAAGGAGGGGAUUGUUCUGGAAGGACCUCGCACAGGAAGGGGAAGCAGGAGGGCGACGGGAUUGCAUUGGGGUGGAAGGCGGUGAGGGAGCGGGUGAGGGAGGUGAGGGACUUGCGGUUGCGGAUAGAGCAGCGCGUGCGAGCACGGUUGGAGCAGUGCGCGGAGGGCAUGCAGCUGGCAUAGCUUGGCGCGACGUGGGGCGAGUGGAGGGAGGAGAGGGAGGGGAGCGGGGAGAACGAGGGGAGGGAGGAGAGGGAGGGGAGCGAGGGGAGGGAAGGGAGGGAGUGGAGGGACGAGGGAAGGAAAGCCGUGGGCGAGGAAAGGCGGGGGUUGUUGUGGGUUGUGAAAGGAGUGCGGAGGGUGAUUGGGGCAGUCAUGAGGGGAUUGAGAUGGAGGAAGGGGAGGGAUGCCGAGUUGAUGGGGAGAGGGGUGGGGAAGCAGGUGGCAGUGGAGGGCGGGACGAGAAGGAGGAGGAGGUUCCUAGCAAUGCACCUGAGAUUCGACCUGGUGAGUCACCUGCAAAGUCGUGCAUCAUGCAUAUGCGAGAGGCGGUGAGACACGUAACAGGGUGUGUGAGUGGGCAUGGGACGAGGCGAGGAGGGGUGGGUUUAGAGCAAGGCGUGUCCCAUGCUGCUCCCUCGCCCCCUCCUAGACCCAAAACGACCUUCAGCGACACUCACUGCCCCCUCAACGCGACCCCCACUCCUCUCUCAAUGCAACUCUCUCCCUCUCCCCCUCGCUUCCUCCCCCCCCCAGGCAAGACAUGGUGGCGAAUUCAAGUUGCAACAACGGACAUGGUGGCACACUCGAGGUGUGACUAUGGGGAGGAAAGGGAGGAGCAGGAGCAGCUGAGGCAAUACUGGGAGAAAGCGUGGGGGGUGGGGCGGGAGGGUAAUGUGCAGCACACCCCGCAGCAGCUGAGGGCGGCUGGCAAGUGUCCCCUCACGCCAGAGGAGGCGGGGCUGGUGCUGGCGGCGCUGGAGUUCUCCAGACACACGCGGCUCUACGUGGCUUCGUACCAGCGAGUAACGGAGUAA